Messenger RNA from Hydra vulgaris (swiftwater hydra), 1341 nucleotides. The record is from RefSeq and is a predicted model, not a curated record. Lineage: Eukaryota; Metazoa; Cnidaria; Hydrozoa; Anthoathecata; Hydridae.
GCAAGGGGAAAACCAGUGAUGUCACAUUUUAACAUUUUUUGAGUUAUUAUCCCAGCUAUGUUAAAGAUAAGUUUCUGCAUCUUUACACAAAUGGACAUGAAAAAAAAAAAGUUAAAUCACACCUAAAUUUUUAUGUGAAAAAAGGGGUCGCAAGGGGUAAACCAGAGAUGUCCAAAUUGUUCAAGGGGUAAACCGGAGAUGUCCAAAACCCUUUGCGCAGAAUAGGAAUUUUGCUACUUUUCAGCCAAUCGGAUUUGUUUUCGCCAAAAACAUUAUACUCUUAUAUUUGCUGAAAUGGCGGACAAAUGUCAGUAUCCUGAUAUAUCAGAAAUUCCAAAAAAGAAAAAAAAACAUGGUCGAAAGUGGGAAAGAAAUAGAAAUGAACGAAUAUCAUCACAUGUUAUUGGUUUUCCGUGUCAUUGCAAACGGUAUAAGUGUUUUGAAGAAACGACAGUUGAAGAAAGGGAGUUUUUACUGUUGUACUUUAAUAAAAUGCAAAAUAAAGAUCAUCAAGACAGUUUUCUUGCUUCAAUGAUUAAGGUUUUAAGUAUUAAACGAAGAAGACCUCGGAAAAAAGAAGAAAAAAGGUUUCUUCGUGAUCAUUCAUUCUCUUAUUAUAUCAAAGUGGCACGAGGUAAUAAUAUCGUAAGAGUUCCAGUUUGUAUCAAUGCUAUCUUAUCAAUAUUUGGCAUUGGAAAAUCAAGAAUAGAAAGAAUAAGAGGAUCUCUUGUUAAGACAGGAGUUCUUCCUUUAAACCAGCAAGGAAAACAUACAAAUCGACCUCUCGCCUUUUCAGAGAAUACUGUAAAUAGUAUCAUUGAUCAUAUCAAAUCUUUUAAAGGACGCCAAAGUCAUUAUGCUUUGCAUGAAACUAGAAAGUUGUAUUUGCCAGAGGAUCUUAAUUUAUCGAAAAUGUAUAAUAUGUACAAAGAGAAAAUAUUUGCAGAAAAAUUUAACAUCAGCUUUGGUUAUCCUCGUAAAGAUACUUGCUCAACAUGCGACAAGCUCAAUAUUAUACUUGAAAAUCAAGACACUGCUGCAGAUCAUCAGAUCAUCAAAGCUAGUCACGAAAAAGAACUUCAUUUGCGAAAAGCAGAAAUGUUUUAUACCAGAAAGAGAGAAGCACGUAGUAAUUUAAAAAUUGGUCAUGUAGCUCUUGCUUUUGACUUUGCGAAGAAUAUGAGUUGUCCUAAUGUUUCUACAAAUGAUGUUUAUUAUCGUAGACAGCUCUCUAUGUACACAUUUAAUAUACACUGCUUAGGGUCAAAUUGUGUUCACUUGUUUUGUUACGAUGAAACUUAUGGGCAAAAAGGAGCGGACUAUGUAGCGACUUUUUUGUGA